Messenger RNA from Metarhizium robertsii ARSEF 23, 1071 nucleotides. RefSeq names its product PAP2 superfamily protein. NCBI's taxonomy places the organism in Eukaryota, Fungi, Ascomycota, Sordariomycetes, Hypocreales, Clavicipitaceae. Gene Ontology annotation, biological process: phospholipid metabolic process. The record is from RefSeq and is a predicted model, not a curated record. The coding region runs from base 1 to 1071 and encodes 356 amino acids. The transcript has a single exon. Gene Ontology annotation, molecular function: phosphatidate phosphatase activity.
AUGCCAUCCUCUGGCACCGUCUUCUCCUACACGGUCGACUGGGCUAUCCUCAUCGGUCUCGCCGUGGCGGGAUUCAUCGCAGGCAAAUUCCCACCCAACAAGCGGCCCUUCAGCCUCCACAAUCCAGACAUCAGUCUCCCUUACAAAGGUCACGACACGGUGUCUCUAGGCGCGGCCGCUGCCGUCUCCGUCGUCGUUCCCGCCGUUCUCAUGCUCUGUUUCGCCCUGGCUUCGCUGGUGGCUUUGAAAGCUUCCGACAAGAAAAGCCCCCGGAGGCACCCCCGGCGACAUGAGAUGUGGAAGUUCCAUGCCGGCCUUCUUGGUCUUUUGCUUUCGGCCGUUUUGGCAUUCGUCCUCACCAACGGGACCAAGAACCUGCUGGGCAAGCCGCGGCCCAAUCUCCUCGGCAGAUGCCAGCCUGAUGUUGCCAACGUAGCCAACUUUGUCGUAAGCAAUGCGACCGACGCAGGUAGUCAGCUUGUUACAGCAGCCAUCUGCACGAACACGGAUAAAUCCGUCGUCGACGAGGGGUUUCGCAGCUUUCCGUCCGGGCAUUCCUCCGCAGUGGCCUCCGGGCUGGUCUACCUUUCGUUAUGGCUGGCCGCGAGGCUAGGCGUAGGAUCGCCUUUCCUCAUGGGCGGGACGGCGGGUGAGGUCGACAAGUCCGAGCGUGGGACACAAACAUACGACCUGGACCAGCCCUAUGGCGACAGUGUACACGGAGGAACAGAUGACGUGGAGAAUGGCUUGGCGAAUUCCAAAGGGGGACAAGAUGCAGCUGCGCCCUUGUAUCUGCUGGCGAUUUCUCUGAUGCCACUCGGCGCGGCGAUUUACAUCUGUGCGACGCGUUGGUACGACUUUCAGCAUCAUGGGCUGGACAUCAUGUCCGGGUUCAUCAUUGGGGCGGUUUCGUCGAUUCUUGGCUUCAGAUAUUACUACCAGCCAGUUCGUGUUGGGACGGGUUUUUCUUGGGAACCGCGGGCGGCUCGCAGCAGAAAGUCGAUGCCCUCGUGUUGUAGUGGAGGGGACAUAGACCCUUUCUGUUUGUCCGGCGUGGAUUGUAUUUGCUAG